CGGCGAGGGAGGGCGUGCACCCGGGCGGCGACGGCGAGGAAGGUGGCUUCUCCGUCCCUGGGCCCCGGGGCCAGCCUGUGCCGCCCUCUGGGACGUGUGUCAGCUCCUCGCCAAGUUUGGCUUUGGUUGAAGAAAGAACUUAGCCUAUAUGUACUGCUUUACCUGCUGGAAGCAUGACAGAUGACAAAGAUGUUCUUCGAGAUGUGUGGUUUGGACGAAUCCCAACGUGCUUCACCCUGUAUCAGGAUGAGAUGACUGAAAGGGAAGCAGAACCAUACUAUUUGCUUUUGCCAAGAGUAAGUUAUUUGACCUUGGUAACUGACAAAGUAAAGAAGCACUUUCAGAAGGUCAUGAGACAAGAAGAUAUCAGUGAGAUAUGGUUUGAAUAUGAAGGAACACCGCUAAAAUGGCAUUAUCCAAUUGGAUUGCUGUUUGAUCUUCUUGCAUCAAGCUCGGCUCUUCCUUGGAGCAUCACAGUACAUUUUAAGAGUUUUCCAGAAAAGGACCUUCUGCACUGUCCAUCCAAGGAUGCAAUUGAAGCUCAUUUUAUGUCUUGUAUGAAAGAAGCUGAUGCCCUGAAGCAUAAAAGUCAAGUCAUCAAUGAAAUGCAGAAGAAAGACCACAAGCAGCUCUGGAUGGGGCUGCAGAAUGACAGAUUUGACCAGUUUUGGGCCAUCAAUCGGAAACUCAUGGAAUAUCCUCCAGAAGAAAAUGGAUUUCGUUAUAUCCCUUUUAGAAUAUAUCAGACAACAACUGAACGGCCUUUCAUUCAGAAAUUAUUUCGUCCUGUGGCUUCAGAUGGCCAGCUGCAUACACUAGGAGACCUCCUGAAAGAAGUUUGUCCUUCUGCAAUUGCUCCUGAAGAUGGAGAAAAAAGGAAUCAAGUGGUGAUUCAUGGGAUCGAGCCAAUGUUGGAGACACCUCUGCAGUGGCUGAGUGAGCAUCUGAGCUACCCAGAUAAUUUUCUCCAUAUAAGUAUUGUCCCCCAACCAACAGAUUGAAGGACAGCUCCUGGACUGAGGCAGGAUUUAGCAGAGCAUGUCCCCUUGCUUCAGUCAGGUGUGGUGGAGGCAGCCUGACCAGAGACACUUGCUGCUGCUCACCAGGCAGGGAACAGACGCGUGUGCAAGAAGCCGGCUAGGCUGGCUUACUGUGAGUCACCUCUGCUUUUCCUGUGCUGCCCUCAUCAAACCUCAGCUGCGACCCGAACCAGCAAACAGGACCCUGCAAGCCUUCUGUCUUCUUGUGAAAUACAGUGAAGCCAAAACCUUGGCUCAAAGAGGAAAGUGAAAAUGUGUGCACACAGUUUGUAUUUCUGAUUAACAAUAAACAGGAGAUUUCCUGAGGUGACCAUAGUUGAACCUUAAUCAAGAGAGCAGAAACAUUGGUUGAAUUUUCAAGAGAAUUAGACUUAAAGUAAAAGAGAAAUCCUGUUAUCAAUAACUUACAGUAAUUUUUUGUAAAAGAUCAAAUUACAGUAAACCCAUCUUUCCUUAAUGAAAAUUUCCUAUGUUUACAGUCAGUCUGUUGGUAUGCAAACAAUCUUGUACCUUUGAUAAUGAACAGUGAGAGAUUUUUAAAUAAAGCCUCUAGAUAUGUUUAUCAUUUCAUAUCAUACAAUUUUGUCACUUCUCAAGUACUUUCUGAGUCCUGUGCAGCAAGUCAGUUUUUAUUAUGCUGUGUGUCACCGUUUUCUCAUUAGCAUGGGGUGGCUACAGGGCAUAGAGUAACUUGUCUCAGGAGAUACAGAAUUUAUUGCUGCCAAUUUAAAAAUCUGUGUUUGCUACACACUGAAGGUAUAAAUAAUGUUAACUGUUUGUCUGCUGUUUUGUUGAUCACUGUAAGCCUAUCAAAUCAUAGUAUGCCAGGUACCUGUAUAAGAUAAUUUUGCCUAUUUUAAAGCCUUUUCCUUUCCUACUAGUGUUUUCUCUUGGCUUCAAGACUAAUACUUCACUGUGGUUCCUGGCAGCCAGUCUUUGAAGCCUGAAGAUGACCUGUGUGUCUCUUGACCACAGAUGCUUUUCUUUAACAUUACCAAAAACACCCAGCAGUCACUGGAGCUCAGCCACCGUCAGGGAAGUUCGCCACACUUCACUAGUGCCGCGGCGCCUCCAAGGUGAAUGCGUGUGUGCGUCGCCACGGAGCUCUUGUGAGCUAGCUUGCUGUCCACACUGAAUGUCCACCCAUCAAGUAUGCUAAAAGACUAUCAUAAAAUGAUGGUUUUAGAUUCUAUAAUAAAAAACGAAUGUUUUUCGUAUAAAAAUUACAUGACUAUUCAGAUGAAAUACUA
Messenger RNA from Jaculus jaculus (lesser Egyptian jerboa), 2290 nucleotides. It is a transcript of the gene Atg5, whose product is annotated as autophagy related 5. Bases 174 to 1001 code for a protein of 275 amino acids. Lineage: Eukaryota; Metazoa; Chordata; Mammalia; Rodentia; Dipodidae. Gene Ontology annotation, cellular component: phagophore assembly site membrane; cytoplasm; Atg12-Atg5-Atg16 complex. The transcript has 8 exons. The record is from RefSeq and is a predicted model, not a curated record. Gene Ontology annotation, biological process: autophagy of mitochondrion; nucleophagy; autophagosome assembly.